Molecule: messenger RNA, 2960 nt
Organism: Cornus florida
Lineage: Eukaryota; Viridiplantae; Streptophyta; Magnoliopsida; Cornales; Cornaceae
Exons: 11
Coding region: 59-2506 (815 amino acids)
Biological process (GO): proteolysis
Molecular function (GO): serine-type endopeptidase activity
Source: RefSeq, a predicted model, not a curated record
AAUAAAUAUAGCGUCUGAGGGUUUAUUGGUUGUAUUGCGGUUAUCUCUGCUGUUUGGGAUGCACUGGACUUUAGGACGUAUUGUCUUCCAAGUUCUAAAACCCUUUGAAUUGAACCGAGACGAGGUCAUGCGCCACCUUCAUACUGCCCUCCGCCGCCACUGCCGGCAUCUUCGCCACCCAUCCACCGCCAUUCUAGUCCUCCGCUCCGCCCACUACAAACACCAACCUCCGCCGGCCCCGCCGACUCCUCCAAAACCACCACAAAAGCCGUCGACCUUCACACUCCACGACCAGACCUGGGAAGAUCCCUACAGUUGGAUGUCAAGCCUCAAUGACAAAGUCGCCAUGCGCCACAUGGACGUCUACAUGGAACAAGAAGAGAAGUACACCGAGGCCGUCAUGUCCGACACCGAUCGCAUCCAAUCCAAACUCCAGUCCGAGAUGGCCUCUCGCAUCGCCUCCGACCUCUCCACCCCUCCCAUCCGUUGGGGUCCAUGGUUGUACUAUCGCCGGGUGGAAGAGGGGAAGCAGUAUUCGGUGCUAUGCCGGAGAUUGGCGAGCUUGAAUGAAGAGUUUAUUUCACAUAAAUCUCCAUCUUCCGGAUUCGAUUUUACUUCGGGGAAGAGAAUUGAGCAGAAGCUGCUUGAUUACAAUCAAGAAGCUGAAAGAUUUGGAGGUUAUGCUUAUGAGGAACAAUCUGAGGUCUCUCCCGAUCACCGGUUUCUUGCAUAUACUAUGUACGAUAAGGACAACGAUUACUUUAAAUUAUCUGUUAGGGACUUGAAUUUUGGUUCCUUGUGCAGUAAGCCACAAGCUGAUCGGGUUUCUAAUUUGGCUUGGGCAAAGGGUGGACAGGCAUUGCUUUAUGUUGUCACUGAUCACAAUAAGAGGCCUUUUAGGAUAUAUUGUAGUAUGAUUGGGUCAAAUGAAGAUGGUGUUUUGCUUUUAGAGGAGCCUAAAGAAAAUGUUCAUGUAAACAUAAGACACACUAAGGAUUUUCGGUUUGUGACUGUGAAUAUCUUCUCCACUACAUCUUCGAAGGUGUUUCUGAUAAAUGCAGCUGAUCCUUUGGGUGGCAUGACAUUAGUAUGGGAGUGUGAGGGUCAAGCUCAUUGCAUAAUUGAGCAUCAUCAAGGGUAUCUAUACCUCUUUACAGACGCAAAUAGGGAGGGUCAACCAGUUGAUUAUCAUUAUCUCCUCCGUAGCUCUGUAGAAGCUUCUUCUGGUCCAAGAAAUUGGGAGAGUGUAUUUAUUGAUGACCAAGAUUUGAUUAUUGAGGAUGUAGAUUUCAGUGACAAACACUUGGUACUUAUUGUGAGGGAAGGUCAAAAGUUUAGACUUUGUUCAGUUGCUAUGCCUCUACCUAGUGGGAAGGGAGCAGUUUAUCUCAAAGGGCUUAGUCCCCAUUUUUUACCACUUCCAAAUGACGUAUCUCAAAUUUCACCUGGACCAAAUUAUGACUACUAUUCUUCAAUUAUGCGCUUUACGAUAUCGUCGCCAGUGAUGCCUAAUGCUGUGGUUGAUUAUGACUUGUUAAGCGACAAGUGGAACAUCAUUCAACAGCAAAAUAUGCUUCAUGAAAGAACACGGAUUUUGUAUGGAACAUCAUCUUCUGCUGGCAGUACUGAAAAAUCAUUGAUCUCCAAAAGUUUAGGCUCUGUAAACGAAUUAAACUUUGAAGAUGAUCGCUUGUGGAAUGACCUCUCUGAGUUUUAUGCUUGUGAACAUUUUGAUGUCUCUUCUUAUGAUGGGGUAGUGGUUCCUCUGACUAUUGUAUAUUCACGCAAAAGGAAGGAGGCUCAAGGUCCUGGGUUACUUCACGGUCAUGGAGCUUAUGGUGAAAUACUUGACAAAUGCUGGCGUAGUGAGCUAAAAAGUCUUCUUGAUCGUGGUUGGAUUGUUGCAUAUGCUGAUGUUCGAGGCGGAGGUGGUCGGGGUAAAAGGUGGCAUCAUGACGGCAGAAGCACGAAAAAGCAUAAUUCUAUCAAUGAUUAUAUCUCCUGUGCCAAAUUCCUUGUGGAGAAAGAGAUUGUGCAAGAAAAUAAGCUUGCUGGUUGGGGAUAUAGUGCUGGAGGACUUUUGGUAGCUUCAGCCAUCAAUUCUUGUCCAGAUUUAUUUUGCGCUGCAGUCUUGAAGGUUCCAUUUUUAGAUCCAAGUAACACACUUGUAUAUCCCAUUUUGCCACUUACACCUGUUGACUAUGAAGAAUUUGGGUACCCGGGAGACGUCAAAGAUUUUCAGGCUAUUCGGAAAUAUUGUCCCUAUGAUAAUAUUCAGAAGGAUGUUCUUUAUCCAGCUGUUUUAGUCUCUUCAUCGUUCAAUACACGUUUUGGAGUUUGGGAAGCAGCAAAAUGGGUUGCACGUGUUCGUGAACGGUCUAUUUAUGAUCCUAAACGUCCAAUACUGCUCAAUUUAACAACUGAUAUAGUGGAGGAAAAUAGAUAUUUGCAGUGCAAGGAAUCUGCAUUAGAGACUGCUUUUCUUCUGAAGAUGAUGGAUUCCUAGCAUUUGCUUUUAUGUGGUUCUCCACAAUGGAAGGAAGAUUACGAUCGUGGGAAUGUCAAUCCGUUUGAGAAGUAAUUUUUUAAAAGUUGAUCCUUCAGAAAUCAAUCCACUAUCCACUCAGCUAAAUGAAUCGACUUUUCUAAUUUUCCUGUUCCAUUUAGUGCAAGUCUUCCCCAGAUAAGGAGUUCCCCUGUUGUGGUAUGAGUUAUCUGGCUUUGUAAUGUAUUUUAUUUUUGCUUACCAGCCAACGGAAUGAAUUGGACGAGCUUUUGUUCAUUUAGGUGGGAUUAGAGGGAGUGGUACAUGAAUCUGAGUUCGCGUGGGUUGUUUUCUUUCUUCUGUUGAGAUAUAAGUUUGUUAUCUGUACAUGUCAAUGAAGCUCACUACUUGUAUAAAGAAUUGCAGUUCUUGCCUGGUAGUGCGAUUACUUUUAUUUUUGUCUGGAUUAUGAUAA